UCUGUAAAAAAUUAAAAUUUCAUUCCAUUCAUGCCUCCGGGAAAGAAUUGUUUGUAUAUUUAUUUUUAAUUCAACAUAUAAAGGACGUGAAACUGUUCAACUGUAUUUAUAAUUGUCAAACUAGAUGAAGCAAUUCAUGUGUUCUUCUAAUGGCUUUCUCUCUGGGAUGCUUCCUGCUGUUGGUGGUUAUCUUACUUACUCACAGACUUCGUCAAUGGCUGAGAUAUAAGCUUCCACCGGGUCCAUACCCCUGGCCACUCAUUGGAAACAUUUUCCAGCUGAAACCAGAUAGAUUGAUGAGUUACACUGAGUGGUCAAAGAUUUAUGGCCCCAUAAUCUCUGUCUGGCUGGGCUCAACUUUGAAUGUUGUAGUGUCAAACUCAGAAUUAGCCAUGGAAGUGCUCAAAGACAACGACCAUCAACUGGCGAAUAGGCACAGAACCAUGGCGGCAGAUUUCCUUACCAAAAAUGGCAGAGACCUUAUAUGGGCUGAUUAUGGCCCUCACUAUGUUAAAGUAAGAAAAGUGUGUUACCUUGAGUUGUUCUCACCUAAAAGCGUUGAAGCUGUUAGACCCAUUAGAGAAGAUGCAGUUAGAGCCAUGAUUGAAUCAAUUUUCAAAGGCUUCUGCAAUGGUAAUCCUGAUAAUCGUGGUGGUAAAGGUUUGGUUUUGAGAAAGUAUUUGGGUUCAGUAGCGUUUAAUGUUAUAACAAGAUUAGUGUUUGGGAACAGUUUUGUGAGUAAAGAAGGGAUAAUGGAUAAUCAAGGAUUAGAAUUGCAAGCAAUUUUAGCUGCUGAGUUUAAGCUUAGCACAUUUAUGGACAUGGUCGAACACAUUGGGUGGCUAAAAUGGGUCUUAUGCUUCUAUAAUGGUGAGGCACUUUCAAAGCAUUUGGCUCGUAAAAGCCGAUUAGUCCGAGAUAUAAUGGACGAACAUAGGGCUAAAAGAACUAAGAGUGACAACGGGAAGCAACAUUUUGCAGAUGCGUUGCUUGGUCUUGAGGCAAAAUAUAACCUCGGUGAGGACACCAUUAAUGGAUUGGUUUGGAACAUGAUCACUGCAGGCAUGGACACUAUAGCAGUCUCAGUUGAAUGGGCCAUGGCUGAGUUGGUCAAGAACCCACGGGUUCAACACAAGGCUCAAGAGGAACUCGAACGCGUUAUUGGGUUGAAUCGUGUGGUCAACGAAGCAGACAUCGUCAACCUCCCUUACUUACAAUGUGUAGCCAAGGAGUCACUAAGAUUACACCCUCCAACGCCAUUGCUGCUGCCCCAUAGAGCCAAUUGCAGAGUCAAAAUCGGCGGAUAUGAUCUUCCCAAGGGGACUAUAGUUCAUGUAAACGUUUGGGCUAUUGGCCGAGACCCCUCUGUGUGGAACGACCCCCUUGAGUUUAGGCCUGAAAGGUUCUUGCAGAAGGAUGUUGACAUGAAGGGCCAUGAUUUUCGGCUGCUACCAUUUGGUGCAGGAAGGCGCAUAUGCCCGGCGGCACAGCUAGCCACAAACUUGGUAAUGUCAAUGCUCGGUCACCUGUUGCAUCAUUUUAGAUGGACUCUGCCUGAUGCUGUUAGGUCAGAGGAGAUUGACAUGUCAAUGAGGCCUGGAUUGGUCACUUACAUGGGGACUCCCUUGAAGGUUGUUCCUUCGAUGAGGUUGCCUAUACACUUGUACGAAUGAACAUCUUAGGUUCGACAAUUUUUAAUAAUAAUCUGAAAUUUUGAAUUGAUUCAUAAA
Messenger RNA from Mangifera indica (mango), 1730 nucleotides. RefSeq names its product cytochrome P450 98A2-like. Gene Ontology annotation, molecular function: monooxygenase activity; heme binding; oxidoreductase activity, acting on paired donors, with incorporation or reduction of molecular oxygen. The coding region runs from base 150 to 1673 and encodes 507 amino acids. The transcript has a single exon. NCBI's taxonomy places the organism in Eukaryota, Viridiplantae, Streptophyta, Magnoliopsida, Sapindales, Anacardiaceae. The record is from RefSeq and is a predicted model, not a curated record.